This is a messenger RNA of Cyclopterus lumpus (lumpfish), 2757 nucleotides long. Its product is annotated as eomesodermin-like. The transcript has 7 exons. Gene Ontology annotation, biological process: positive regulation of DNA-templated transcription; CD8-positive, alpha-beta T cell differentiation involved in immune response; endodermal cell fate specification. Gene Ontology annotation, molecular function: RNA polymerase II cis-regulatory region sequence-specific DNA binding; DNA-binding transcription factor activity, RNA polymerase II-specific. The coding region runs from base 393 to 2204 and encodes 603 amino acids. Lineage: Eukaryota; Metazoa; Chordata; Actinopteri; Perciformes; Cyclopteridae. The record is from RefSeq and is a predicted model, not a curated record. Gene Ontology annotation, cellular component: nucleus.
AGCCCCUUAACACCCUGAUCAGUCCUCCUCCACAUGGCUCAGGCUUUACCUUGUUACUCCCCCCCUCAAACCCCAAACACAACAUGAUGUCCUGCACGGGUAUGGAUGGGCUCGGCUUCACAGCUUAUUUUGCGCACUGAAGUUUUUAUUUAGCUGAAAUUAUUCUGGUGCCUUGACAUUGAUUUUCAAACGGAAAACCGGAGGGAGAAUCGCUUGCUUUCAGAAGUGUUUCCUCAGAAGACUCCUUGGCAUAAAACUCCCAAAACUGUUUGAGUGAUUCCCGUGGAGGGGGUGGGGGGAGGGGGGGGGAGAAGACCCCUAAAAAAGGAGCAGUCUCUCCACUGAGAUCACAGAAGGCAAACGGAGUCUGUGACCAGACCAGAACAGCAGUCAUGCUCGGCGGUGAAGGGGAGAGCAGCGCCUUCUCUUCUGCGAAGGAAGCCGCGGAUGACAGGCGCAAGUCUCCGGCUGUGGGUGGGGACGACCCGGCCGCUGGCAGCAGGUACACGGCGCACGGGAUGGGGGCCGACCGGUCCUACUACAUCCCUCCGACGGUUUCCAAACAAAGUCCAGAAGCCCCGAACCCUUGCUCUUUUAUCCCUUACACGCCCAGUGGGACGGUUUACGCCGCGUCCAGCGCGGGCCGGUACCCCUCAUCUCUCCACUUGGGCUCCGUGUUACCCCCCGCGGGGUUUCCCCCCUCCGCUGCCGGACGCAGUCACUUCAGCCCGGCUUACCAGCUCGGGCAGAGCCCCGGCUGCAUCUACACGCCGUACAGCAGCUCCGGGUCGGCUCUGGGCGGCAUAACGCUACCCAGCGCCGGCCCCGGGAUGAGGGCCCAGGUGUACCUCUGCAACCGGCCGCUGUGGCUCAAAUUCCACCGGCACCAGACCGAGAUGAUAAUCACCAAGCAGGGCAGACGGAUGUUCCCGUUCCUCAGUUUCAACAUAGCGGGUCUCAACCUGUCAGCGCAUUACAACGUGUUCGUGGAGGUGGUGCUGGCGGAUCCGAACCACUGGAGGUUUCAAGGGGGCAAGUGGGUCACCUGUGGCAAGGCGGACAACAGCGGCCAAGGAAACAAAGUCUACAUCCAUCCAGAGUCUCCAAACACGGGGGCCCACUGGAUGAGACAAGAAAUCUCCUUCAGCAAACUGAAACUCACGAACAACAAAGGGACCAAUCAUAACACCUCACAGAUGAUGGUGCUGCAAUCGCUGCACAAGUACCAGCCCAGGCUGCACAUCGUGGAGGUGACGGAGGACGGCGCGGAGGACAUCAGCAGUGACGUGAAGACUCAGAGCUUCACGUUCCCAGAGAACCAGUUUAUAGCUGUGACUGCCUACCAGAACACUGAUAUUACGCAGCUGAAAAUUGAUCACAACCCUUUUGCCAAAGGAUUCAGAGAUAAUUAUGACUCGAUGUACACAGCUCAAGAAAACGACCGCCUAACACCAUCGCCGACCGACUCGCCCCGUGCCCACCAGAUUGUCCCCGGGGCCCGCUACACCAUGCAGCCCCUCUUCCAGGACCAAUUUGUCAACAACCUUCCCCAGAACCGCUUCUAUAACAGCGAGAGAGCCGUACCGCAGACCAACAGCCUCCUCUCGCCUCAGACGGAGGACGGAAGUUCGCAGAGGUGGUUCGUCACCUCCAUGCAGCAAGGGGGGAACGGCACGAGCACCGGCAGCAAACUAGAUCUCACGCCCUACGAGGGAGAAUACUCCAGCUCCCUGCUCCCUUAUGGUAUCAAAUCCCUGUCCGUGCAAACAUCCCACGCUCUCGGCUACUACCCGGACUCUCCUUUCACCACCAUGUCUGCAGGGUGGGGGUCCAGAGCGGCAUACCAGAGGAAGGUCUCUCCCAGCCUGCCUUGGUCUCCCAGGCCCAGUCCCACCACUGGUUUCCCAGAAGACUCAAACAAAGUUAAGCCGCAGAUCGACGAGGAGGUGAACGGCAGCGGAAGCCUGAUCUCCUCCUGGACGGACACACAGUCGUCGGCUUUGUCCUUAGAAAAGGCGGAUUCAUAUUCCGCGGCCUGUAAACGAAGGCGUUUGUCCCUCAAUGGUCCCUGCACAGAGGACUCGGCCUCUGACAUCAAGUGUGAGGACUUGGCCUCUGUUGCCAUCAACAGUAGCUCCUAUAGCAAAGAAGCCCCCUUAGCCAAAGGCAUGGCAGCGUACUAUUCCUUUUACACAAACCCUUGAAUGGUUUGUCAUCUCUCAUUUGGUUUGCUCUUCAUGUGCCACCAUAAAUAACUCAUAUUUUACCCUGUUUUAUUGAGGGGGUGCACACCCAUAAUUUGUCUUGGUAGUGAUACAUGUGGUGGUCAUAUUUUUUUCAACUUUUGUGGCGAUAUCAAGGACACAAAUAAUAAAAACAAUUAUCAUAAGUCAAGGGGGGCAUGUUGGGCAAUAAGCAUCAGUAGCCUGAGUUAUUGUUUAAUAUUCACUCUAUUCUGUUUCAGGCCGUCUGUUCUCCUGAAAUAUAUAUAUUUUUCAACACCCUAUGAUGUAACUGUUUUGAAAGUGCAAAAGUAUGUUAAGUUCCCCCAUUAAAAAUAAAAAUAAAAAACAGUGUUCUGUAUGUUUUUCUCGGGCAUACAUUACUGCCUUUACAGUGAGGGUAUGUGUUUAUACAUUAUUUAUUGAAAGUUGAUAUGAAAUUUGUGCACUCAUAAAUGUGAUGAUGAUGCUAUGCUGUACCUUCAUGGCAACGUUCAGAUAUUUGAUAAUAAAAAGGCAUACGUGUUCUAUCAAG